CCGGCAGGGAGAAUGGGAAACCUGUCCUGCAGGUUGGGCCAAAAUCCGGUCCUGUUGCCUUUGCAAGUUCACACACUGCCCACUCCUGUCUCAGGGUGGGGAGCGCUCAGCUCGGCACACGGCCCCGGAGGUCGAGGCAGGGCGAGAGGCCAUGUUGGAACCAGGCGGGCAGUAGAGGCCAGACAUUCACACACCCUUGGCAGAGCGGCCGGGUGCAGGGCACGAUGGAGAACUUCAUGGAGUCGCUGAACAAACUGAAGGAGGUCCACGAGAAGGAGGUCUUGGGCCUGCAGAACAAGCUUCUGGAACUGAACUCAGAGAGGUGCCGGGACGCACAGCGGGUGGAGGAGCUCUUUGCCAAGAACCACCAGCUGAGGGAGCAGCAGAAGGCGCUGAAGGAGAACCUGCGAGUGCUGGAGAACAGACUGCGGGCUGGCCUGUGCGACCGCUGCAUGGUCACCCAGGAGGUGGCCAGGAAGAGGCAGCUGGAGUUCGAGAGCUCCCACCUGCAGAGCCUGCAGCGCAUCUGUGUCCUCACCAAUGAGAUGACCAGGCUAAAGGAGGAGAACAAGAUGUUGAAGGAAGAGGUGAAGCAGCUACGCAGCCUGGAGGACCGGCCCAUGCCUGUGGCCAGGGAGGGGGCCUCGGACUCCCCCUCGCCUGCACUGCUUCCCUCCCCCAGCAGCUGGAAGGCUGUCCCGGAGAAGCCACAAGGAGGCCGGGAAGAGGCUGGCGAGGACCCUCCGGGAGCAGAUAAGUCGGCCACCUGCAGGACGUCUCCAGUGGCCAAAAGCUCCCAGGGCAGCAACCUGCCCGAGUCCCGGGCUCCAGGCAUGAGCCCCCAGCGCAUCUCCAACCAGCUGCAUGCCACCGUGGCUGUGCUGCAGCCCGGGUCUCGGGCCUGCCUAGUAGGCCACAGCCCCAGUGAUGGGACAUCUCCACCACCCAACGGCAGCAGCCCGUCUAGCCCCGGGUACGAGCACAGCCUCCCUCUGGACAGCCUCCUGAGGGCUUCCGGGGCCUCAGUACCAGCCUAUGAGCCCCUGAAGCGCCCCCUGCAGGCCGACCGAUUCUGCCUCCUGAACCGACCUCUGUCCCUGCACCUCCAGAGCCCGAACAGCAGGCCCCUAGCCUCUGCCACAGCCCUGCAUGGCCCCCAGCCCUGGGCGCUGAAGGCAGGGGAGGUCUGGGAGGAGCCCACAAGCCUGCUGGGCCUGCCCAAUGCCCUGGUGGGCAUGCAGGACCCGAGGCUGGAGGGGGCGCUACACCUGCUCCUGGCACAGCGGCAGCUGUGUGCACUGGCCCGGGCAGGCGCUGACCCACUGAGGAGCCCACCCCCUCCCAGGGCGACACCACCUUCCCCACCAGUCGACUCAGACUCUGAGAGCCCUGAGCUCGAGGUGGCUGGGGCAGCCCUGGCCACAGCAGCCCUGCCAGGCGGGCAGCACUUACCGCCCACGGGCGGCUCCCCCAGGAAAGAGGCAGUGGCCAUUCAGGACUAUGCCCCCGACAAGCCGCUGGAUCUCUCGGACCCGGGCCGCAGCAAGGUCUCCCCCAACUCUGCCAGCCAAUCUGGACCACUCAGCCCCAAACUUACACACCCUGGCAGCCCUGAGCCGCUGACUCUGCCCCGACCCAUGAAUCACAAUACCAAGACACUCAGCAAUGGCACCCAGGGGGCCACCGAGUCAGAGCCAGAGCUGGAGGGGCCGCCUACUCCCAUGGAGCCCUCACAGCCCCUCCUAGGGGUUCACCUCAGCCUGCUCACUGCCACUGGGACAAGAUGUGAGCCCAGAAAGAAGCCAAGGCCAGCGCCCGUGCCACAGAGCCCCCAGGCUGCCACACCCCCAGAGCCCAGCAAGGCCGGAGUGCAGAGGCCAGAGUCAGAAGAACUGGAUGAAUCUGACACCUCCGACAGCGAGGUGGUCCCACUCUCCGAGACCAGGUCCAAGCUGAGCACACCAGGGGAGGAACACAGGUGCUUCUGCCCCCAGGAGCCCCGGCAGGGUCUGCAGCUAAAGAGGAAGCAGCCGGCUUUGGACCCAGCAAACAAAGCCUCCAAGAAGACAUGCCGAGGGAGGAGGAGAGCGAGGGAGCCCACGCUGGCAGCAGAGGAGCCUGACAGCCCAAGGGAUGCCAAGGACCGCAGCCCCUCACCUGGCAACAACGGACACGAGGAGACCUAGCUGGUCCAGGCCACAUGGCUUCCACCCACCUGCAGGUUGCCACACCACGGCAGGUGGCCCUGGGUCCUACCCUCCGCUGAGAGUGUCCUGGAAGCUCCAUCUCAGAAAAGCCCUGCCAGCCCCACCCCCAUACCCGGAACAGCACCUGCUCCUCAGGGGAGCAGGCCGGGUGGGAGGCAGGGACUAAAGCCCAGGCCACUGCACCUUGCUGCCUGUCUCCACUGAGGCCCUCCUGGACCUAAUGGACCCCUCAGACUGGAGCAGAGCAGGGAUAAACACCACACACACAGGCACGCACACACGCACACGCGCGCGCACACAGACACACACACACACACACACACACACACACACACCCAGGGUUUGCAGCCAGUAGCAGCGGUAUUGGGCGCCACCUUGUGGCCCCCAUGCAAACAGGCAUCUAACCACGCUGGUGGACAUGACACAGGUGCCUUUCCAAGCAAGGUGGCCUCCCAAACCCGGUCCCCAGAGAACCUGAAGCAUAAACACACAGGGAGAUGUGUGUGCUGCUGACGGCGCUGAGGUCAGCCGCUGCUACCACCCCAGCAAGUGUCAAGGAUCUCAGCUGCCUCAGGCCUGCAGGGCAGAAACCCAGCCCUACUGGGUUUGCCGGGCAUGAAGGAAAGCCAGUGGCAAGACCCUGGGGGACAGUGACAGCACACGCACCUGCCCUGGCCGACUGCCCUUCUCACCCACACACUCAUGGGCUCUGGCCUGAGUCAGCCAAGGGGGCAGCCCCAAGGUGGCUCACCUGGGAUCCUACCAGUGGCACCUAGGGGUGCCCUACUGUUUGAAGAUGCAUUUCAGGGCCCCCACACUCUGCCAGAGGAGCUUACAGGUCAGAAGCCCAGGCCCCACCCAGAUCCACUGAACCAGGACAUGCAGGUGUUGAAGCAGCGCCUAGGGGCAACUUCCCUGCACACAAAGUUCACCGAGAUGGCCACUGAGACCUUAUCUGGGCACCAGAGAGCUUGUGAACAAACAGGAGAAGGGUCAGCGUCCAAUGGGAGGGGACGAUGAGGAGGGAAACUGUCCCCAGGGAACGGCAUGAGCGAUCCAAACUUGGGUUUUAAGCUGUAACAGGAGUAUGUCAAAUAGGUAAAAGCAAAUGUGCUCUAGAAAGUUGGCUAAAAUCACUCUGGGUCCACGGACAGGGAAAGUGGGGAAGCACAGUGCAGAGGUGCACACCUAGAAUCCCAGGGUUCUGGGGCUGGUGUGGGCAGAGCAGCAGUGAGCCGUGCCUGCAUGACACAGCAGCUUGGCAAGACCCUGUCUCCAAAAACAUGAAAAGGGCUGGGGAUGUAGGUCAGUGGGGAGGGUUCAACCCCCGGCACCACAGGCAAAAGGAGGCCAUCCGGAGGAUCCAGGACACUCUGAGGGAGGCCAGGCAGAGGGGACACCGAGGAAACACCCUGCCCUGCCCUCCCAAUGUCCAGAGGACUGCAACUGGGGGUGGGGGCUGAGGCAGGAGGGACCCCAGGGUUGUGUGCCAAUGGGAUGGCAGGACGUGGGGCACGUUGGGUAAUGCCUAGUGGGUACCAGGUCCACUUGCUGACCACAACCUGUCUGCCUACUGGCCUGAGAAGCCAGAGGGCCCCAUCCCAAGAGGGAAGUCCUGUGUCUGUAUGUGUGUGCUCCAGCUGUUAAAAGUUGUUGAUUUUUCCAAAAUGAAAUAAAACACAAAUUGUGUGCUCCA
Molecule: messenger RNA, 3903 nt
Organism: Cavia porcellus (domestic guinea pig)
Lineage: Eukaryota; Metazoa; Chordata; Mammalia; Rodentia; Caviidae
Gene: Rbbp8nl
Product: RBBP8 N-terminal like
Exons: 14
Coding region: 225-2186 (653 amino acids)
Source: RefSeq, a predicted model, not a curated record